AUGAUUGAUGGAAAACACCUGUCACUUCACCUGCCUACAAAACCAGCUGGCAACACCGGUUCGGCCAGAGUGGCAGUGAUGCAUCACCAAGUCAUCCGUGAGGGGGAGCUUAGCCAGGUGGCCGUGGGACUCAAAAGCAUGGUUUACAAAUUUUCCAUUCGCACUUCGAAAGAUCUUUAUGAUUACUGUGUUCGCGCGUUUUCAGUGGACUUGGACUCGAUAUCGUUGAUGGAUUGUGAUGAAUUAAAUGACCCUGCGUUGGUCCUCGGUGUCCAGGCGGACAGCGAGGUGGACCGUUCUACACAAUACCAUGGUGGGAACCAGGAUGUCCGGUCCAGAAGAAGCAGUGUCCCUGAAGCGAUGAUGACCACACAAUACAACUGGAGCCGUGGCUGA
This is a messenger RNA of Opisthorchis viverrini, 396 nucleotides long. RefSeq lists its product as hypothetical. Lineage: Eukaryota; Metazoa; Platyhelminthes; Trematoda; Opisthorchiida; Opisthorchiidae. The record is from RefSeq and is a predicted model, not a curated record. The transcript has a single exon. The coding region runs from base 1 to 396 and encodes 131 amino acids.